Molecule: messenger RNA, 1371 nt
Organism: Colletotrichum spaethianum
Lineage: Eukaryota; Fungi; Ascomycota; Sordariomycetes; Glomerellales; Glomerellaceae
Product: phosphatidylserine decarboxylase proenzyme 3
Exons: 1
Coding region: 1-1371 (456 amino acids)
Biological process (GO): phospholipid biosynthetic process
Molecular function (GO): phosphatidylserine decarboxylase activity
Source: RefSeq, a predicted model, not a curated record
AUGCCCGGACUUCCCACUGCAACUGAUGAGGAGAUUGGGUUCCAGCCGCCCCCGUCCAACCCUCUCAUUCACAUGCCUGGAUCUGUCCCAGGCUGGGCGUCGAAGGGCAAGGUGUGGAAGGCCCUGCCGCCGAUGACUUCUGAGCCCAUCGGCGGCCCGGACAGCAUCGUCCACUUCAACCCGGUUAUCGUCAUAUUGAUGUCCCUCAUAAAGUCCGAGGAUUUGACUAGGGCCGUUCGGUCGGCCAAGGAAAAGGUGCCAGAGUUCAUGGAGGCCAUGGAGAUUUCGGACGCCCAGAGCUUCUUCGUCUUCGCCAACAAGAUGCUCAAGUGGACGCCGACUGAGAACGUCGAGGCCAAGGACAUAUACGACAUCCUCUGCCUGUUUUACUUCAUCCUUGACCAGGAGCCGCUGCUGAGCUUGCAGACGCCCGUCCACCCGAGCUCCGCCGGCAAGCCCCUGAGUCCGUUGUCGAGCUGGAUCGUGGUGUUUGCGCAGCUCAUCGGGCUCUUCAUGGACACUCCCGCGUCAAUCAACGAAGAGACCUUUCAGACCUUCGUCGACUCGCCAAAGUAUGCUCUCCACGAGGCAGUAAUCCCUUGGGGCGGAUUCCGCACCUUCAACGACUUCUUCUCUCGACACCUCAAAGAUGGGAUGAGACCCAUCGCGGACAAGGAUGACGACAGCGUCAUCACCUACCCAGCGGAUUGCACCUAUGACAACUCUCUUCCGAACCAGAGCAUCAUUAACAUCCAAGACACGGGCAUCAUCGAGAUCAAGGGGCUCCCAUGGACCAUCGGCACCUUGUUGCAGGGCAGCAAGUUCGCAGACCACUUCAAGGGAGGCGUGUGGAUGCACGCGUUCCUCAACACGUUCAACUAUCAUCGUCAGCAUGCCCCCGUCUCCGGCAAGGUCAUCGAAGCCAAGAACAUCCAGGGCGCGGCCUAUCUCGAGGUCGACCAGCAGUGCCGCCCUAUCCGCAAGCUCUUUCUGAGGGCCAAGGACAUAGAAGACGACCCCAAGUGCAAGCCUGAGGCCCCCGACUCGCCGGGCUACCAGUUCCUGCAGACGAGGGGUUUGGUGGUUAUCGAGAAUAACCUGCUCGGCAAGGUGGCCGUACUGCCGAUCGGCAUGGCCAUGGUCUCGUCGGUUAAGCUGUCAGUGCACGUGGGACAGGAGCUGAAGAAGGGCGACGAGAUCUCGACCUUCUUGUUUGGCGGGUCAGACAUCAUCUGUGUGUUUGAGUCGCGGGCCGGGUUGAAACCCGAGAACUUCGUCCCUUCACCCAAAGACGACUACUCUAGGUAUGGAACCGUGCUGGCUAGGGCUCCCGGGCAUGGUUCGAACGGGAGCUCUAACGGACACCACUGA